Molecule: messenger RNA, 2202 nt
Organism: Chinchilla lanigera (long-tailed chinchilla)
Lineage: Eukaryota; Metazoa; Chordata; Mammalia; Rodentia; Chinchillidae
Exons: 4
Coding region: 1250-1873 (207 amino acids)
Source: RefSeq, a predicted model, not a curated record
AGUGGAAUUAUCAUUAUUUGCAGAUGACAGCAUUCUGUACACAGAAUACCCACCAGAAAAGUCACCAAAAGACCCCUAGAAUUAAUAACCAAAUUCAGCACUGUAGCAGGAUACAUAAUCAGCACACAACAAUCAACAUUCCUAUAUACCAAUAAUGAACUCACUGAGAAAGAAAUUAGAAAAAAAUACCACUCAACCAUAGUAUAAGGAAAAACUAAAUACUCAAUAUGAAGUAGGGAGACAGCUUUCCUCAAAUGGGAAGGGGAUCAAGAGAUGCGGCAAGGGAGGAAGGAGAGGAGGGAGAGGAGGUGAGUAAAGGGAUUAAGACGUGUGACGUACAAGCAUCAACUCCAUACAAGAAAUGUAGACCUAUGUACUGCAAAGAUGUGUUAACAAAAUAAAAGUAAGUCCCUCCUUUUUUAUCUGCUCCAUAACUUUUAGUUGUUGUGUCCAAAUUGGUUUUCAGUUUUUUCCCCUGCCCCAUUCCUUCUUCUCCUUAUUUUCCAAUGUUGGGGUCAACAGUGUCAACCCAGAGCUGUUCUGCUGGCCUACCUACUAACGGGCCCGGCAAAGGCAGUCUUCAUUUUUAUUAGCAAUUCUGGUCUCCACUUUUUCUUCUUGGUUCUUUCUUGGAAUUUCCGUCUCGCUGCUUAGAUUUUCCACCCGUUGUUUUCAUGUUGUCUACUCUUUCCACGACAACUACAGCAUGUCAACCAGAGUUGUUUGAAAAUUCCUGGUUUGAUAAUUACAAUGCUCUUACCACGUCUGACUGUGGUUUUGAUGUCUGCUCCUUGUUCAAACUAUGUUUUGUCCUUUCUAGUCUGCUUUUGAAUUUUUUGUUGAAAGACAGACAUGAUUUACUGAGAAAAGGAGCUGUGACAAUUAGGCCUUUGGUGACACAGUGGUAACAUGGGGGCAGGGAUGACCCCCUCUCCCAUCCUUUGAUUGGUCUUUGGGGGUCCUGAGGCCCUGGACUGGAAUGUCACCAGCGCUUCUUAGAGUUUGUGCUUUUAUUUAGGUGGAGCAAAAUGGGUAGGGGGGCUGGCUUUGCCUACUUUCCUUUGCUCAGUUACCCUAUGCUCUGAUAAGACCCCAGAAAAUUACCCUUUGGUAUGGAGUUGUCCCAACACAGUGCUGCGGGACUUUCAGAGUGAUUACAUUGCCCUUCCCUCUGCAGACGCGCAGGAGACUUUUCCUCAGCAUUCACUACCAACAUUUCCGGCAGAGCUCUUACACGCGGUGACUGUGAAUGGAAGUAUGGGCUCCGCGCGUCCGACUGUGCCUCCCGAGAGCUUUUCAUUCUUUGUGCUGUUUACUCCGAGCCUCCAGCAGCCUGUCCGGUAUAAUUCAGGUUUUCCAACCAGGCGUGGCACUGGGUCCUGUGGAGAUUUUUGCUCAGUGGCUUUUGCUUAGGACACCUGGAUGCCUGAGGCUGCAGCUCACCCCUGAGAGACCGUGGAGGCGCGAGGAUCGGGUGUCUGACCCUUUAAAUACUGGACGCCUGAGGUACCAGCUCCCUUUUCCCCCUUGCCCGGCUGCCUGUUCCUGCUGCCACCGACCCAGAUCUUCUGUACACACAGCCACUGACUGUACGCUACAAGACAACGCAGGCAGGAACGGGGUGUCUGAAGUACCAAACUCAAAAGGGACCCGUGUGCUGGCAGUAGUAGAAGCCUCCAGAGACACCUGCUGCUGGUCGUGCGGCAAAGUGUGUGAGAGGAGCUUGGUUCUUUUGUCAGAACAUUUAUCCUAUGUGUUAGAAGAAAGUCCACUAAAUUAUUCUGUCACCUCCCACCAAACUCUUUUCAUGGCUUUUGCUUUCUCGGCUGGAGAAGUCUUGGCGGGCGCCGUGCCCUGGAGGACCAUGUGCUGAAGCUUCCUGAAAGAUCAUUGCUGCGGAUGCUGCGAAUCUUUGCCUUCAGGAAAGCAGCAGGGAGAAGGUAGAUUGGCCUGCGGAGAGUCCCUGAGAAUAGACAUGGUUUUCUUUAAAGUGACCAUGUAAAGCAGGUCAGGCACUGAUGCCAAGUUGAGGGGCCAGCUGAACGUUAUCAAUAAAUAUGACGUAAGCAGUUCUCCUGCAGGUGUCUUGGAUGGUAUUCGUCCUCGUGAUUUCCAUCCUUUCAGAGUCCAGGCACCUGCAUUCUUUCUACUGCAAAUCAAUGUUUUUUUGCUAUGAAGGCAGAAAUAAUAAAAACAACUGCA